Molecule: messenger RNA, 1860 nt
Organism: Polistes canadensis
Lineage: Eukaryota; Metazoa; Arthropoda; Insecta; Hymenoptera; Vespidae
Product: myb-like protein X
Exons: 2
Coding region: 16-1641 (541 amino acids)
Source: RefSeq, a predicted model, not a curated record
AAUGACGAGGAACAAAUGGCGAUACUGUUCAAUAAAACUUUGGAUUAUUUGAUACCACGACGUCGUUUAUUGGACGAUCAUAAUUCCUAUAAUUAUUCUAAACUCAAAGGAACUCAACGAUCCAACAUUUCUAUUAAUACCAAUGAGAAUAAUCUUGCAACGUCGACAUGGUCAUCGGAUGUAACAGUUAACACGGAAUAUUUUUCUAAUACACCAAUCAUUUAUGAAGAUUCAACGCGUGUUAGAAGAAAAAGAAAUGCAUUGGAAGAUGAAAAUCAGUCAAAGUUUGACGAGGAACAUGAAACUGAUGAUAAAAUGAACAAUAAACGUUCAUCAUCGUCAUCAUCAUCAUCAUCUGAUAACGAUGACAGUGGGGAUCAAAGUUCGAAUGUAGAAAAAUCUGAAAGUGACGAGCUCGAAGAUUACAACGAAGAAUCCAACGACAACGAAACGGAUGAUCAAGAAAAUGUAGUUCAAUCCAAGGAUGCGAAAAUGAAACGAGAAAGUUCGGAUUACGAUUACGCUGAAGAUCAGGAUAAUAAAUCAUCGAACGAUGUUAGAGUUAAACGGGACGAAACUAAACAGACCAACGACAAGACUAUUGUAAAACUCGAGGAUGAAAAUCCGAAAAACAACGAAUUAAUUUCGUCGAACAAAAUUGACAUAGAUAAGAGCAAGGAAUCGGAUGAGAAAAAGGAAGAUUUAUCGGACGAGAAAAAAUUAACUAAAGAGGAAGAAGAAAAUGGGGAAUACGAGAAACGCGUAGAGGAAAAAAUCAAACGUAAAAUAGAUUCGAUAAAGGAAGAGAUCAAACGUGAAAUAGAAAGGAAACGUAGGGAUCGUGAAAUCGAAAAGAACAAUGCCAAAUUCGAUGAAAUUCAGAAUAAGGAUAACGAAGAACAAGAGAACCCAAAUGAGGAGAUUUCUAAUGUCGAUGAAAAAAUAAUUUCCAAAAGAUCGUCCGACGUUGUAGUUAGGCCUAAAAGAAAAAUGGAAAAAAGAAGAAGAAGAAGAGGAAGAGUAGGAAGAGGUGGAGGAAGAGGAGGAGGAGGAGUAAGAAGAAGAAGAAGAAGAAGAAUAACAUCAUCGAAUGAUAAUGAUAAAAUUAUGCAUCGUUUGGAAGAAAUCGAAGGUGUUGAUAAUCUCAGAGACGAUGAUUAUCGAAUUGCUGAAUCGAUUCGCGAAAGUAAUAUUAAAAAAAGAUUUGCAACCGAAGAAAGAUCCGUUAAGGGAGAAUCGAUUAGGAAUAAUGACAUUUCUAUGAACAAGUCGCCCGUUAAAAAACGCGAAAAGGUACGACAAAUGUUUAUCGUUAAGGAUGACAGCGACAAGAGACGUAGGAAGAAGAAAAAAAGAAAAGUCAAUAAGAACGAGGAGGAGGAACGCGAUUUAACGUUUGAUCCAAAUUUACUUCGUAGAAAUCAACGAGCGCUUGACGAGAAGAAGAGCCAAUCCGAUUUGAGAGCUUUGGCAUCGUCGGCGAAGGAUUCGAAUAGACGAUUAAUUACGGAUUACAAUGAAGCUUUCGGUGGUCUUCAGAGUCUUCGAGAUAAUCCUAAUGGAGCUUUGACCAGAUUUAAAAGGAUCAAACGUGUUCUACAAAAUUCACGAACUUCACAUAAAAAUAAACUAUCGGAUUAAUGCACACGUGUCGUAUUAAAAAAAAAAGGGAAAAAAAAAAAGAGAAAAAGAAAAAGUAACGUACACAUUACCCAAUUUAAAUAUAAAAUUAUUUUUCCAAUUAAUUUAUUAACAACUAUCUGUAAUAUCUAGGAACUAUAUAGUAGAAAGUUAAUAAUAAAACAAAUUCUUAUAUUUAAAAAGAAACUCGAAUAAAUUGCGUUCGUAAUAAUAAUAAUA